AUGAUGCUUAGCGGAAAGCUUGCUCGAGCUGGCGCCAGCUCCAGCGUACGAUGCCUGUCCACUACUGCGGCUCGCGCUACCAAGCCUCCCUCGAUGGGCGACAUCAACCCCAGUAACCAGAGCGUCGAAGAGUUCAACAAGAGGCAAAGGCAGUUCCGGGAGAAGCUUGCGGAGGCGCGAAAGGUCCGGGAUGCAGGUGCGUUGAACCAGCAAGGCAAUGAAUCUGAUAGUCAUGUUCCGGGUCUCUCACAGGGCCUCGGCUCACUUAGCACUGCUGCCACAGAAAAGGCUGCGGAGCUCGCAGAACAGGAGCCCAACCGCAAGGCGGGCCGCUUGACCAACCUCAUUUAUGGUACAAAGGAAGGUAGGGAGAUGGAUGCCCAGAUCGAGGCCAGCUUCAGCGCCGUUCUCGCUCGUGGCAAAUACGUCCAUUCCAUUGUCUUCCACGAGGUCCAGCCCGACAAGGUCGAAGAGUAUAUUGAGCUCGUUGGUAAAUGGUACCCUAAGAUGGCCGGCGUGGAGAAUAACAAGGUCCAUCUGGUCGGAAGCUGGCGGACCGAGGUUGGCGAUUGCGAUACCUUUGUCCACAUCUGGGAGUACCAGCGAUACCAGGGAUACCACGAGUCUCGGAACCUGAUUGCCUCUCACCCCGAAUACCCCGAUUUUAAUAAGAAGCUCCGCAGUUUGAUCAAGAAUCAAAACACUUCGCUCAUGCAGGAAUUCUCCUUCUGGCCGACCACUCCUCCCCGACAGCUCGGCGGCGUCUUUGAGCUCCGGUCGUAUACACUCCAUCCUGGCAACCUUCUUGAGUGGGAGACCCACUGGAGGCGAGGCCUCAAGGCCCGUCGGGAAGUCAUGGAGGGCGUAGGUGCCUGGUUCGUGCAGAUCGGCGACCUCAACACCGUGCACCACCUUUGGCAAUUCGCCAACCUCGAGGAGCGCAAGGUUCGCCGUGAGCAGAGCUGGAGCAUCGAGGGAUGGAGCGAAACCGUUCACAAGACGGUACCCUUGAUUCAGACGAUGAAGUCGAGAAUCCUCAUCCCUAUGCCUUGGUCCCCGUUGCUUAAGCGGAUGAGCGCUUCGUGGCUCGGCCCUAGAUGGGGCUUACGGGCACGAAUGUAG
Messenger RNA from Parascedosporium putredinis, 1122 nucleotides. NCBI's taxonomy places the organism in Eukaryota, Fungi, Ascomycota, Sordariomycetes, Microascales, Microascaceae. The record is from the annotation of a GenBank genome assembly.